Messenger RNA from Plodia interpunctella (Indianmeal moth), 1063 nucleotides. RefSeq lists its product as uncharacterized. Lineage: Eukaryota; Metazoa; Arthropoda; Insecta; Lepidoptera; Pyralidae. The transcript is spliced from 5 exons. The record is from RefSeq and is a predicted model, not a curated record. The coding region runs from base 138 to 482 and encodes 114 amino acids.
AUUGUCCAUCGCCCUCCCUCGACUCUUCGUGUUUACAGUCUAUAAAAGAAUUGACCAUCAGCUCAUUGUGAUCUGUGCGCCUGCGCUUGCAGCUGUGUUGUGUUGUGUAGUGCUGACCUGUUAAAGGAACUCGAACAAUGAAGUUGGCGACCGUGAUCGUCCUCGCAUGUUUCGUGGCUGUAGCGGCGUCAGCACGACACGAGCAUUACCCGGCUGAAGACGCCCUCCCUGAGGAGGCUGUGCAGGAGGCCACACUCGAUACCGCGCAGGAGAAUCUCAGACCGAAGAGGAGUCUACUGCUGCUAAAAAAGAAAUUGAUUCUUGGUGCUUUGGGGCUAAAAGCAGCCAAAGCAGCAGCAGUGGGAGCUAUAGUACUCAAAUCCAAACCAAAGUCAGUACAUCAUGAAAUCCACAUAGCUAAUGGCCAUCCUAUUCAUCCUAUUCACCCGACAUGGGGCUUGGAAGUCCACCGCUUCGGGUAAUGCGUUGGAAUUUGCAAGUCUUGCUGUAGACGACAACAUCGAGAAGAGGGAGAUACACCACAUUUGGGCAUAAGUGUUCAUUAUAAGGCUAAUUAAAUUGUGAAUGCACUGACUGUCAUGUUUUGUCACUAAAUUUAAAACGUACUGAUGAGGCUGUAAAAAAUAUGUUGAACGGUUACACAAAUUUCGAUAUGUACCUAUUAAUCUUAGUGAUGUGUAAUGUCAUGUAUCUAUUUGAUCAUAGAAAUCGAUGAUCGAUUCCAAUUUAUGUCAUAUUGGUGGCUGAAAAACACUUAAAUCUACAUUCAUUGCAGUAUGUUAUGUGGUUUGUGCCAUUUUAAUAAUUUGGAAGGUCAGUAGGAAAAAAAGCACCAUGAAUUGUUUAUACAUUUUGUGAAGACAAAGCCUUUUUUAAUCUUAAUUAUUUCUUAGGUAAUUAGUGAGAUAUAAUUGUGUAAAUAUUAGGUAAAGUAGGUGUUAGCUUGAUUUAUAAAGUUGAAUGUCAUUUAAUUAGCAUCUUUGAAACAGUAUAAGAAUUGGUAUCUUUACGUUCAAUUGUUAAUUAAACGAAUUAAUAUGUA